AUGAAGGUGAUUGAGGAUGGUGAAAAGAUCGACCUCAGCCAAAAUGAUUGGCCUCUGAAGUAUAAUAAGCUGGAGGAAGACAUGGGGAAUGAAGUGAAACCGCACGAAUUGCAUUGCAUAGAGUUCUUAUUCAAAGACGAGGAGAUCCCGCCAUGGCAAAGCCAACUCACAUUGAGAGCUGUAGUUGCGAGUUGUGCAAUGGGAGCUUUCUUGACCAUUUUUGUCGUCAAGAUGGACCUGAUGUUCGGGAUGAUCCCUCCGGUGAACCUCUUCGCCGGAUUCUUCGGUUUCCUCUUCAUCUCGACAUGGACAAAGUUGUUGAGUGCAGCUGGCUUCCAGGGCCAGCCGUUCACGAGGCAAGAGAACGCUGUCAUUCAAAUAUGCGUUAACGCCAUCAUCAGCAUUGCUUAUAGUGGAGGCUUUGCAAGCUAUCUUUUUGCCAUGAGUGACAUUGUGGCGAAGCAAAUGCCCGGGCCGGUCGAUCCUAGUGACAUAAAGAAUCCCAGCUUCGGGUGGAUGACACUGCUGCUUUUGCUCUCUAGCUCUGCCGGCGUAUUCACUCCGUUGCCUCUUCGAAAUACCAAGAGUGGUGACUGGUAUCCUGCAAAAGUUGCUCCCAGAACUCUCAGCGGCCUCCAAGCUUAUAAGGUCUUCAUUGGCCUCUCCAUCAUAAUUGGUGAUGGAGUCUACAACCUGAUAAAGAUAAUUGUUGUUGGGUUGCUCAAGCAUAAAAACAAUUCUGCUUUGCCUGUUGCUGCGAACUCCUUCACUGGAAACACCCCUGCCUCCUAUGAUGAAGAGGUCAGAUCCAAAGCCUUCCUCAAGGACCAAAUUCCAAAGAGAGUGGCGAUCGGCGGCUAUGUCGUGAUAGCUACUAUAUCCGUAGCAGUAUUGCCAUUCAUCUUCCCUAGUCUCAAAUGGUACCAUGUGUUGACCCUGUACCUGAUAUCCCCACUAUUAGGAUUCUGCAGAGUCUACGUGACCGCUUUAACCGACAUGUCCGUAUCGUCGGUUCUUGGGAGGAUGGCCAUCUUAAUCUUUGGUUCGUGGACUGGAAUGUCCAGCGGCAGUGUCCUAGCCGGGCUCGCUGCUUGUGGGGCACUGAUGCAUCUUGUGGAUGCAGCUUCCAAUAUGAUGGAGACCUUCAAACUAGGGUACAUGACACUUUCCUCCCCCAAAUCUCUCUUCUUGAGCCAACUGAUUGGGACUUUAGUGGGCUGCUUGGUCUCCCCUUACAUCUUCUUGUACUUCAAGAACCACUACCCAAAUGGAUUUGGUACGCCUGAUUCCAUGUUCCCAGCUUCCUGGGCCAGCAGUCAGAGAGCCGCUGCCAUGCGCGCCACAAAUGGGUUCUCGACACUGCCAAAGCAUUGCCUCAGUCUUUCUCUUGCAUUCUUUUUCGUGGCCAUUCUCGUCAGCUUGCUCAGAGACUCGAUGCCGAAGAAGUGGAAGCAUUUGAUACCGAUACCGAUGGCUUUCGCCGUGCCGUUCAACGUUGGAGCUUAUCUCAGCAUUGACAUGUGCGUUGGGUACUUGGUGUUCUACCUGUGGAGGAGGAAGAACAAGGCCCAAGCUGAGGCAUUGGCUCCUUUUGUUGGGUCUGCACUGAUGUUUGGUGAUGGGCUGUGGUGGUUUCCUAGUACCAUACUCAGGAUGAGGAACAUAAUUGCACCAAUGUGCAUGAGGUUUCUGUCCAAGGAGAUGAGUGCUCAAGUUGAAAAUUGCCUCAAUGGUGGUUCUUAA
This is a messenger RNA of Rhodamnia argentea, 1743 nucleotides long. RefSeq names its product probable metal-nicotianamine transporter YSL7. The record is from RefSeq and is a predicted model, not a curated record. Bases 1 to 1743 code for a protein of 580 amino acids. The transcript is spliced from 4 exons. Gene Ontology annotation, molecular function: oligopeptide transmembrane transporter activity. Gene Ontology annotation, cellular component: membrane. Lineage: Eukaryota; Viridiplantae; Streptophyta; Magnoliopsida; Myrtales; Myrtaceae.